AUGCCCAACAUCACCGCCGUACCCGAUUGCACUGUCGGUCUCCACCCCGAUGAUACCGACAACAAUAACUCCGUAUUCGAUAUCGAGCAGCAGCAAAUCGCGUUCGGUGAUACGGCUUUCUCGGCGAAUGCGGGCGGUCCCCCCGUUGGUGAGGAUAGAGCGAUGUUGAACGCAUAUGAAGAUAAUGAGACGCAGAAUGUAGAGUCAUUGCGCGCUGUUCGGUCUAACGCGGUGGAGGCCGCUUCGCCAAGUGCGCGCAACACACCCGGGUUGGUGAACGAGGAUGCCUCUGCUCCAGCUGCACUCUACAUAGGCUCGCAAGAUUACUCUGGCACAAGUCACACGCAACCCGCUUCGCCCGACAUGCCGGCUGCGGACUCCACGCCACAGCAGGCGACCGACAUCGGCGCGCAAAUGUCGGCCAAUAGCCUCGAAAUAGCACAUCUCCAACUGGACUUGUCUCACUACGCAUACUGUCGCCUUCUCACUGAGGUCGCCCUGAGUCGUCGCAGGUUUCUCGAUGUUGCUGAACAGUUUUACGCUACGGUCCGCCUCGAUCCCGGACAAGCUGACGCUGCCCGUCUUAUCGCCGUUCAGGCUCUUCAAGACCGAGAUGACGCUCUGAUCGCUCUUGUUACUGCUCGUACGACGGCGAAUCUGGAGGCGUUGAACGCGCUGUAUGAGGAGGCUGUCGCUCGUUCGACGCCUACCUCUGCAGCUACCGAGGACCAUGCGCAAGAGGAUGGCGAGGAGGAGCUUGAUGCGGAUGUCGACGAUGUCGACGAGGCAUAUGCACAUGGAUUGGACAGCGGCAUCGGGGAUUACGUGUCUGUAUUCGAGUCGAACGGUGGAAACUAG
Molecule: messenger RNA, 858 nt
Organism: Peniophora sp. CBMAI 1063
Lineage: Eukaryota; Fungi; Basidiomycota; Agaricomycetes; Russulales; Peniophoraceae
Source: the annotation of a GenBank genome assembly